Molecule: messenger RNA, 3331 nt
Organism: Hydractinia symbiolongicarpus
Lineage: Eukaryota; Metazoa; Cnidaria; Hydrozoa; Anthoathecata; Hydractiniidae
Exons: 12
Coding region: 186-1766 (526 amino acids)
Source: RefSeq, a predicted model, not a curated record
UGGUUCAUUAGUGGGUUGGCCUAAAAGUUUGAUUCUGCCCUAGCUUAGGUGGUUGUGGAUUGCUAUAAUAGGCCUAAAAUUUAUGUUUUAGAUUUAUUAUGUGGCUUCUUUAGUUUUUUUUGAAAUAGUCUAACUAGAGCCACCACCCUCUUCAGGCAAGCCAGUAUUCCUAGAAACUCAUUGAAAUGGAAAACACUCCUGGAAAAGUACAAAAAAGGGUUACAUUAAAAAAUAUGUGGUAUUGGAUAAUCUCGCUGUUUUUGCUAAGUUAUUAUGCAACAGAAGCUAAAAGUGACUUUGGACAAAAUGGAUCUUUACAGUUGAUGACAAUUGGUUGUGAUAUUGUGGAUGAUUUCAUUUACAUAAAGGCUGUCUACUUAAAAAUUAAAAAUGAUAGCGAGGUUUUCAUGCAAUAUAUGGAUAAGACUAAAAACAGUACAUGGCAAAAAUUUGAAAACUGCACUAAAAAGGUUACGCUUUUAACCAGUUCUAUUAAAUGCAAAACCAUGAGCAUAUUUGACAACAAAACAUACCGCAUCCAGUUGCUAAAUGGAAAUUGGUCCAGCUUGAAUUUAUCUGAUCCCUUCAUGCCAAAAACAUACCGUCGCCAAUGUAUUUCAGGUCAACCAAAGGUGGUUGAUGUGCGGAAGUUAAAGUCAACAUCUUCCUCUAUAAUAGUGCAAGCAAAAGUUUCUCAAAAUGCUUAUUACAAGAAACCAACGAAGGCAAGUCUGAAGGUUUACAAAUCGCCUGAACUAGUUAAAGAGUAUCCAUGUAAGUUAGUCAACAAAUCAGCAACAUGUGUUGCAGAUGGUUUACUCUCAUCUACCCUGUAUAAGCUAUGUGUCACUAUGAAAAUGAAAUAUUAUCAAUCCUAUACUACCUGCAUUAAAGCAAAGACUGAGAAUUCUUCAUCUAAAGAAAACAAAACCGAAACAAAACUAAAAGAGGAUGACAUUUCAGUAAAGAAUGUCACAUGUAAAAAUCAACACGGUUACAUCUACCUUAAAGUACUCUUUGCAAUGAACAAAACAUUUGACAUCGAAAAAGUAAAGUUGCGUUAUCGUGGGCUGUAUGGUAUGGUUGGCAAAUGGAAAACAUGCAAAGAAUGUGAUGUUGAACCAGUUAAAUCCCUAUACAUGCUUACAUGCAAGACGGUAAAAGUGAUGGAUUACAACACCUACACUUUUAAACUGCAGUACAAAGAAUUAACUGCUAAUGCAGUGACCUUGAUGCCUUUGGUUUACAGCAAGUACUGUAAAAGCAAUCAUCAAUUUGAUUUGGUAAAAAUUGCUUCUUCUAAAGUAUCUAUCACUGUGAAGGCGGAGAACAUUACUGCAGGCUCUGCAAUAUAUUACUUCACAUCAAAGGCAACAGCAUACCAGAAGGGGAAACUUGUUUCUUCUGCUCCCUGUGAAAUGAUUUCAUCAUCAGAAGUAACCUGUACAGUAAAACGGUUGGAAAAAUGUGAAGCAUAUUAUGUAUGUGUUACGAUGGUGAAUAUGCUUGGUACUAAAAGUUCUUCCUGCAUAAAUGCAACCACCAAAGGAUGUCCUACAACAAAAGUUGGCAAAGGUAAUGCUAAAGAUAAAAGCAAUCACAGAUCAGUAAUAAUUGGUCUGGUUAUCUUUGCUGCUUUGUUAAUCAGUACUGUUCUUGUUGUAAUUUUUGUACGAAGACACUGGACCAAAAGAACCCCUCUGCUCAAGUCGUCAAAGAGUAACUACGUACAGUUUGAUAAAGAAGACGUGUUAUUUAGAAAUUGAACAGUGACAUAUUUGAACACUACAACAAGAACUUGUUACAGAGAUAUUAUAUUUUUUAUGCUUCCUAUAAUAUGCUUCUUGUUUUUUAUUGUUUAUGCUAGAUUUGUGAUUUUACAUUUUUUUAGACAUUUAAAAUUAUAUACUUUAUGCCAGAUACAAAUAUAAAUAAAUGGUUUAUUAUUAUAUAUUUUGAUACAGAAAAUGAUUAUUUUUUCACACAAAAAUGUUUUUUUACAUAUAAAAUAAAUUAAUGGCUUUAUAUGUUUUAUCAUUUUUAUAAUCAGAAUAUUAACCCUACAAACAUUUAGAUCAUGAUAUCUGUUUCUAUGUUAUACUGUAUCAAUAUAAGUUUGUUUUAUUUGGCUGCAUUUUCUACUAGAGCUUAGCACAUGCUAAAUUUGACAAAAUUACUGCAGGUUAAGAGAUUUCUUGUGCUCAAGUAGACCUUAAGCUCAGCAAAAAUGUGGAAUUAACGACGUUGUUUUUCUCUCCAGCAUCACAUAGUAGUCAAUGACAAGUAUUUUGACCUAUUACGUCAACUGUCAGCUAAAAUUGAAAAAUAACAAAAUUUAUUAAAAAGUUAAAUCAACAAAUAUGUACAAAACAGCUCGUUUAAAUUUUAAAUGCCUUAAAGAUUAUCUUGCUGAUCAAACCACGAGAUAUUUUUGCAAAAUUAUCAGCACCUUCAAUCGUGUCUCUUGUGUUGUGUCAAUUUCCCUGCAUUUUUGCUUUUUGUAUAGCAAGAUUAAAAUUUGAAAACAAUUAUUUGUUUACAGCAGCUGUCAUUAAUUACCUUUUUUAGUUUUAUUUUAAGUGUAUUAAAAUACAUUGGAAAUUUAUUUCUGCCUGAGAGCGAAAAAUUUGUGAGCUCUUUCCGCUAUAGUGAAAAAUGCAGCAAAAUGGAAAUGAGCCUUGUGUUACAUUGUUUCUGAACUGUCACUGUUCGGAAGAGUUAUAGUUAAUUUUACCAUAUUGAUUUUGAAUGGACAUUGACGUAAAGCUAUAUUGAUUAAAGUGUAAUUUAUAAAUAAUUAUUUUUUAAAGAAAAUUAUAUAUUGCUUUUUUGGGUCAGCGUUGAAUUGUUUAUGCAUGCAGUGUUCUCUAAAGGUAUUUAGUGAUUAAAUGGCUGUUAUUGCCAGAAUGACAGCAAAUUAACAGGGUGAAUACCGAUUAAAUACUGCUGGGUUUAUUAUUGAGGUAUAGUAAGUAGUUUCCAGGAAAACUUUCGUGAGUAUAGAGAAAUAAAAUUCCUAAUUUACUGGUUUUAUUUUUUUGAAUUCAUCCUCAAAAAUAUUCUUGGCUGACUUAUUUUCUCGAAUCUUGGUUAAACUCGUGAUAAUAAGUCCUGUAAAAGUUAUGCUAUAAUGAUUUAAUCCAGCAUUAUAGGUUUGUACUAUGUCACAACACAUCUCAUUUCUUCUGUCUGCUUUUUCUUUGACAGUUUUGAGGGGGGAAGUGGCGUUUAUAACAUUUUUAUAUUUAAUAUAUCUUAUUUCUUAUAUUUCGUUUUUAAUGGUUUUUAUAUAAUUGUUUUAUUUUUUUGAUAAAUGAUUUUUAUUUCUUAA